AUGUCGAAGGGCCUUCUGAUUGCAAUCGUAGCGACUGUGGUACUCAUCACGGCAAUUGUGAUUCCAGUGGCGAUUCUGGUACCAAAGAGCAAGGACGAAGCCGCUGUCAUCACCACCGGUCGUAGUGGAUCCUGGUCGUUCGUAAGUGGGACAUCAGCCCCCACGAUAGCAGCGACCACAGCUCUUCCAGUCGCACCUCCAAGCAGUUUUCCGUCAAUAAAUCCUGGCAUAGAAGAUGUUAUGACUUCCGAAUAUAUUUCGGCUCCGCCUUCCAUAUAUCGCACGACCGCAGUACCGACGAUAGUACCUUCGAUGGACGCCCCCUCUACCUUACCUAGCAUCUUGGCAUCCCUGGUCCCACCUUCUGGAGCACCCUCAGACCGACGCCUACUUCGACCCUCCUCCCGACCGUCCGAUGUACCAUCAAAUUCUCCUACAGACUUCCCCGCGACUGUAUCCUGGCCGCUCCCAGACGUGGAUCCACACUAUACUUUUACACUGAAAAUGCAUUGGAAGCCGUGGUACUUCUGGCAAGAGGAGGGAUACGAGCGUAAAUGGUGCUUGGAAUGCACGCGCUGUCAAAACGUCACUGCUUCAGAAUCAGGCACAAGCGUUUGCAGAGACGAGAAUCCAAAUGUGUUUGACUGCCAGGCAGGCGACCAACUUUGGCUUCAAACAUGUAACGAGGAUCUCACGGGACAUCAAGGCAACGCUGAAUUUCGAGUUCUUCGCCAUGACGAUGGUGAUCAAUUGCAGGUUGUCGGAACGAAUUUUUGCGUUACACUUGUCCGACCCCGUUUCAUGAAUCUACAGCAGUGCCAGGUCGGGAAUGCACUUCAGCUAUGGGAAGGUUUUACGACUGAUAAGCCAUUUGCCUUGCAUCCGAAACACAAUAUGGAAUUGUGCGCGUCCCAGCAUCAUCACCCUAAAGCGAGCGAACUGUUGUUCGCCUCGGGUUGCGACCUAGCCUAUAAAUGGAACACUGCGUUGUGGGAAACCAUUUCGGUGCUUAGAAAUUUUUGA
This is a messenger RNA of Phaeodactylum tricornutum CCAP 1055/1, 1023 nucleotides long. RefSeq lists its product with no specific name. Bases 1 to 1023 code for a protein of 340 amino acids. Lineage: Eukaryota; Bacillariophyta; Bacillariophyceae; Surirellales; Neidiaceae. The transcript has a single exon. The record is from RefSeq and is a predicted model, not a curated record.